CAUAGAUUAGAUAGCCCAUUGCAUAAAUUCGCUUGCUUGUUUGUCUUCAUAUAUUCACUCUACUCUCAGUGAAUUUCUUUUUAUUUAUAGUCGAAUUAGUACAAUGGAUUCAGCUUUACGUGAACAAGUUAUGAUAAAUCAAUUCGUAUUAGCGGCAGGUUGUGCCCAGGAACAAGCAAGACAGUUAUUACAAGCUGCUCAUUGGCAAUUUGAGACUGCUCUCUCAAUAUUUUUUCAAGAAGUCGCCAUACCUGCUGGAGCUAAUGGAAUUGCUGCACCACAUUAUCGUCAGCAAUUGAUGACACCCUGCAACACUCCGGCUACGCCACCGAAUUUUCCUGAUGCUCUGGCCGCGUUCUCACGGCUCUCAACGACGGGUAGCCCGAGCAACACCGCUGGUGGUGGCGUCGGGGCGAGUGCCCCGCCCGUGUCGCCACUUGCUACUCAUCCGCCCCCACCACCACCACCUCAUAUGCAAAUGAACAAUUUUCCUGGCUCUCCGAACUCACAAACAAAUUAUACACCGCUGUCCUGCUCAACUGCGAUCUGCAGUGAACACAUGCCAAGAUAAAUGGAAAAUAUUAGUUUAGGAGCAUCUAUAAUUUAUUUUUAUAAUGGUGCGCAAAGUGAGCUGUGGAAUUGUGUAUGAAAAUGUAUAAAUAUUUCACGAAACACCCCAACUCGAAGGCGAAUUGCUGGACAAUAUUUGGGGUGCUGUAGUCAAUCAUGUUAAAUAUAUUAUAGAUUAUUAUAUCUAUUUCUAUGUAUACAGCAGUUUCAAAACAAAAUGCACAAUAUACUAAGUACAUAAGUUUUUUGUUGUCAAAAUUUAAUUCUAAAAUUUUGAUAUCAUGAAAGCAAAAGCGCCUGUAUACAAAAAUAAUCAAAGGGAAUACUGAAACCUAUUUUUUUUUUAUUGUUGUCAUAUUUUUAUGACUGAAUUGAAAUCAACCUACUGUAUAAAAACAGGUUUGUCAUAUUCAAUGUAUAUUAUAAUUAAUAUUUCUUAAAAGACAAUACAUAGUAUUGAUGCAAUAA
This is a messenger RNA of Galleria mellonella (greater wax moth), 1038 nucleotides long. Its product is annotated as UBA-like domain-containing protein 1. Gene Ontology annotation, molecular function: protein binding. Lineage: Eukaryota; Metazoa; Arthropoda; Insecta; Lepidoptera; Pyralidae. The record is from RefSeq and is a predicted model, not a curated record. The transcript has 4 exons. The coding region runs from base 104 to 571 and encodes 155 amino acids.